UAUGUACAGGUAUAACUUCGAACAAAACACCUAACAUAGAAUAGAAAUCUUAGAAUUAAAUGAUGAAAAAUGUAAAUUUAGUUUUGAAGGUGAUUUGUCUAUUGCAAAUGCUAUUAGAAGAGUUAUGAUAGCAGAAGUCCCUGUAAAAUUUUGGACUAAAAUAUUAGGUUAUGGCAAUUCAUUUUGUUGAUAUUAUUGAAAAUACUAGUCCCCUAUCAGAUGAAUUUUUAGCUUAGAGACUUGGUUUAAUACCAUUAGUUUCAUAUGAUGCUGAUAGCAAAAUGUAUGAUUGGGAAGCUGAUACAGAUUCAAUUGAUGAUCAAAAAAUAAAAGUAGUCUUUACAUUAAGACAAAAAAAUCUAAAUGAUGCUCCCUUAGAAAUUACAAGUUAACAUCUUGAACCAGAAUUUGGUUAAGUAGGUGAAAUGGCAAUUCGACCUGUUAGAAUGUUUUCACCAAUAAAUGGAAAAGAAGUUGGCAUUCCUAUUACUAGAUUAGGAAAGAAUCAAUCUGUUCAUGUUCGUUGUCAUGCACUAAAAGGUUUUGGUAAAAUGCAUGCUAAAUGGAGUCCAAUUAAUAUUGCAACAUUUAGACAUGAACCAGGUAAAUAUAUAAUUAUAUAUAAAUCUAUAGAAAUUAAUAUUGAUCAGACCUAAUUAUAAUCUCUGUCACUUUUUGAAAAAAAUGCAAUUAGAAAUUCAUGUCCUAUGAAUGUUUUUGCUAUGGAUGCUAAUUAAGAUCUUAUUGUCAAUGCUAUUGAAAAGUGUGUGUUUUGUGAAGAAUGCAUUCGUUGUGUAAUAAUAUAUAUAUAAUAAAUAGGCUGAAUCCAUGAAAAAACCCAGAUUGAUUAAAAUGCAACAUAAAAAAAAUAAAUAUAUUUUUACUGUUGAAAGUGCUGGCUAAUUAAAAGCUGCUGAUAUUGUAAAAAAAGUAAAUUCAUAUUAAAUAUUUAGGCCUUGAUUGUUUUAAGAAAAAAGGUUGAAGAAAUAUCUUAAGAUCUAAGUUUUGCUUAAUAAUAGUAACAGAUAUGA
This is a messenger RNA of Paramecium pentaurelia, 1031 nucleotides long. The record is from the annotation of a GenBank genome assembly. Lineage: Eukaryota; Ciliophora; Oligohymenophorea; Peniculida; Parameciidae.